GGCAGAGAAUUCGAGGUUUAAUAGGUGCGGUUCCUUUUGUUCGUUAUUUGGACAAGCAAAGUGGCAUCGUGACGCGUAAUACACGACACUGGAUAUCCACAAAAAUAGCUGAUUUUGAUUUUGCAAUUGUUCAUACUUUGACGUUCGGUUUCCUAUUGGUUUACACGUCAGCUGACACAUGUUUAUGUACAAGUUGAAUACACGCAUGUAACGUGCAUGAAAUUUCACCUGAGAAAGUUGCCAAAUCAGAACGACCGUUUUACUGAAAAACCUGGCUUAGGGACAAUAUGACGGUGAACAUUAUGGAAAGGUUGCAAGAUAGGGGGUGGUACAUUACAGAUCAUGGUUACAAUACUGCAAGUGAUUCUGAAAAUAUUGUUGAUAUACAAAAGAUCAUUAAGCGAUUAUUGGAUCUUGAUCUGAAAGAGACUGGUAGUGGUCUAGGAGAUGUAACUCAGAGUAACAUUGUGUUGCAAAUACAAAAAGUACGCAAUGUUGCUGCUCCUAAAAGCAAUGAGGAAUCACGGGCAGCUCCACGUUUGUUAAAAUUCUUUUUAACAGAUGGUAAAAAUAACUUUCAAGCAGUAGAAGUUCAGCACAUUUCAUCUUUAAGUUUAAAUACACCUCCUGGUACAAAAAUAUUAAUCAGUGCUGAAAAUUUAUCAAUGUCCCAUGGAAUUAUUUUAUUAAGGCCAUCAACUAUAAUACAAGUACUUGGGGGAAAAGUAACAGCCCUUGUAGAAAAAUGGGAACUGAACAAAAAAUUGGCAUUACACACAAGAGUGAGAACUGUGGAAGAAGGUGGUCCACCACCAUGGAUUCCAUUUGGAAAGAAAAUUAUAAAAGUUUCUGAACAAGAUAAAAAUUUUAAAGCUUUAGCAGAAAAGGAAAAGUCUAGUAAAGAAAAUGCAGAAUUUGAAGCUCAACGCAAAGAUGCUAUAACAGAAGCUGCUAAGCAAGGUAGCAAAAAAGUUUUUGGUGGAGGAAACAAGCAGCUCUUAGAUCAUAGUGUACAAAGAAUUGUAGAUCAAGGCUUUUCUAUAGAACAAGCAGAAUAUGCCUUAAAAGUUAAUCGAAAUAAUGUAGACAAAGCUUUGAGAAGUUUGCUGAAAACAGAUAAUAAACACAAUACAUUUAAAGAAACACGAGAAGCGCGUGAACCGCGGAAUAAACGAUUUGAUAAAAAAGCUGAAGAAAGUAAACCAAGCAGUGGAAAAAUAUCUCUUUUUGAUUUUCUCGAGGACAAGUUACCUUUACAAUCGGAAACUACAGAAACCAGCAAUCCAUCCCAGAAUAGUUAUACUCCAAGCACAGAAAAUAAUUAUGACAGAAUUGAAUCUAAAUCUAGUGAAUCACAAAUUGGAAAAAGUGGAAGACCUCAAAAAGCAGGUCGUGGAUAUCAAGUUCCUCCAAGACAUUCAGAAGAAAAUAAGAGUAGUAAAAAACCAAAUUUUAAUAAUCCUGCCACUCAGUAUUCUCAAUAUAAUGGAGGGAAUCAUUCUCAACAAAAUAAACCACCAAGAUUUCAACGAAAUUCAGAUAAUCAUAAUUAUUCUCAACAAGACAGUGGAAGCAAAACAUACCAAAAAUCUCAAUUAAGUGAUUCCCGAAAUUCCAGUAUACAAACACGUACAGAUGUAGAAAUUAUAAAUAGUAGUAGGCAUAAUCGGGCACAAGAAGAUGGGACACACAGAGGUUAUCCCGGAAACACAAGUGAUAAGAAUUACAAAAACCAACUAAAUGGAUUUCAACCAAAUGACAAUUCUGGAGGCAAGGGGACUAUACGGCUCAACACCCAAAGAGGCCACAAUCAGUACAGUAGCAAUCAAAAUACGAAUGUUCCUUCUGUUGGCAGUACUUGGGUUUGGCGAGUAGGUGAUAAAUGUCUAGCAAAAUAUUGGGAAGAUAACAGGUAUUACAACGCGAAAGUAACUGGGGUAUCAGAUAGGACGUGUGUCGUACAAUUUAAAGGAUUUGAAAAUUAUGAAGAAGUGCUUCAAGUGGAUUGUUUACCUAUAACAGAGGAUCUCCAGAGUCAAGUUGUUCAAGAUUAUGUUAUGGAUCAUAAACCAUCAGAUCAACGAUUCAGCAAUAGGCAGUUACGGUAUGACCAAACACAAAAUCAUAUAAGUGCAGGUAUGGAAUUUCGAAGAGGUGGUAGUGGAGUUGUUCCUGCAAAUAAGACUGGUUACAACAAAAAACGUAAUCAGCAACGAAGCACACAGCCUAUUUAUCAACCUCCGGCGCAACGAUGUCAGAGUUCUAUGCCUAUGAAUACUCAAAAUAAUUCCUUAUUUUAAUGUAUUGUCAGUCUUUUUUUUUUAGUAAAAAUAUUGAACAUCGCUGAAUUACUGAUUGUAGUUGUGUUAUUUCUAAAGAUUGACCUCAUGAAAAAAAGAACUCCAUAUUUUUCGUGUAUGGUGGUUUAGAUCAUAGGUCAAUAGGUUCAAACGCGAUGUAAACGAAUCC
Messenger RNA from Habropoda laboriosa, 2469 nucleotides. RefSeq names its product tudor domain-containing protein 3 (gene Tdrd3). Gene Ontology annotation, molecular function: protein binding; RNA binding. The record is from RefSeq and is a predicted model, not a curated record. Gene Ontology annotation, biological process: mRNA processing. Gene Ontology annotation, cellular component: nucleus; cytoplasm. NCBI's taxonomy places the organism in Eukaryota, Metazoa, Arthropoda, Insecta, Hymenoptera, Apidae. The transcript has 12 exons. Bases 288 to 2300 code for a protein of 670 amino acids.